UACGAAGUUAACUGACGAGAAAAGAAGAGGAAGAGUAAAUCGUGAUUGAAGUAAACAAUAGUUGUGUUUACAUUUUUCGUAUACGUUAUUAAAAAUCAUGAAUGUGAGCGAUCAGGAACAAGCAGGAACGAGCCAGCACGCUUUUGCGGAAGAACAAAAUGAAAGAAAUAUACCGGUUAUCAUAGUUCUCGGAAUGGCCGGUGCUGGAAAAUCAACUUUUGUUCACCAACUCACCAUGAACCUUUGCAAAACAGGACAGCCGUACGUUAUUAAUUUGGAUCCUGCUUGUAAAACAGUUACAUUUCCUGUUAAUAUAGAUGUAAGAGAUACAGUAAAGUACAAAAAGGUGAUGGAGGAAUACAGUUUAGGACCAAAUGGCGGAAUAGUCACGAGUUUAAAUCUUUUCACCACAAAGUUCCAUCAGGUUAUCGAAUUGAUCAAAAAAGCUCGUAAAGACCACAGUUACGUGGUGAUUGAUACGCCUGGACAAAUCGAAGUAUUCACUUGGUCAGCGAGUGGCUCAAUUAUAACUGAGGCACUGGCGUCUGAAUUUCCAACAAUUAUUGUUUAUGUAUUAGACACUGUGAGAAGUGUCAAUCCUGUCACUUUCAUGUCCAACAUGUUGUACGCAUGUUCCAUAUUGUACAAAACCAAAUUACCUUUUAUUGUAGUCAUGAAUAAGAUCGAUGUAGUUGAACACAGUUAUGCAAUCGAGUGGAUGCGAGAUUUCGAAGCGUUCCAAGAAGCACUGGACAUGGAAAGGGGUUAUAUCACCAACUUGACACGUAGCUUGGCACUUGCUUUGGACGAAUUUUACAGUCAUCUACAAUGCUGCGGUGUUUCCUCGAUAUCGGGUGAGGGGAUUCCUGAAUUUCUCAAGAUGGUUGACAACGCUGUAGAAGAGUAUGAAAAAGGUUACAAACAAACUUGGGAAAAAGUUAAAACAGAAAGACAAGCUCAACGAAAGAAGGCAGAGAAAGAACAGUUGGAGAAGGCUAGUAAAAAGACAAUGGGCGAAGCUGUACAAAUGUCUGUGCCCAUUAUUACAGCAGUUACCAGUGGCCGUGACACUUCGGAUGUUUAUCUGAAACACUCGUGUAACGAAUCGAGCGAUGACGAGGAGGGAAAUGAAAUUAAUGAAAAUGAGGAUAAGGAGCAAGAAGAAGAGGAAGCGUUCAGAGAUUUCGUGGAGAGACAUAAAGCCGAACAACAUAUGAAAAGAAAAAAUAAAGAAGUAAAAGAAUAAA
Molecule: messenger RNA, 1247 nt
Organism: Pseudomyrmex gracilis
Lineage: Eukaryota; Metazoa; Arthropoda; Insecta; Hymenoptera; Formicidae
Product: GPN-loop GTPase 1
Exons: 4
Coding region: 98-1246 (382 amino acids)
Molecular function (GO): GTPase activity
Source: RefSeq, a predicted model, not a curated record